CACUGCCAACUGCUUUGCGUUCACACUGCUGCACAGCGGGUCGUGGUAGUGGGGAGGCACGAUGAAUUGCAGACGUGGGUCUGUUAUUUGAUCAAGUUUUCCUUGCAGUUUUAACUAACUCGUCUCGGUGUUAGUAGUAAUGAGUUCAAUAUCGGAAAACCGCGCGGACAAUGAUACGGAAGACGAAGAAAAAUAUUCUCGCCCGAGCACUCCUUCAGACCAAAAUGAUACCCUCCUCUCGAAAGCAGACGACAGGGAUAUACGAAUCAACCACGUAUCAAAGAACCAGAAGAAUGUGUCAGCCACCACCACAGCUGGGAAGGACCCAGUCAUCUCCAUCAUCGACACUCCCAGCAAAAUGCAACAGGACUCUCCGGAAGUGUCCAACACAAGAGGCAACUGGCUGCAAAGUCAAGUGGCGGAGACCUGUGGCUGUAGUAACAGCUGGACCCUGCAAGUCGUGGGGGUGCUGGUGUUUGUCGUCCUGGUCUGGGCCCUGCUGUACAGUCUGGUACACCACGAGGUGACCCCACGCGGUGACCUCUUCAAGAUUCUGGUGCUAGUGCUGCUGGCAUUCCUAGCCGGUCGACUGGUAGCCUUAAUUCGCCUGCCUCCGCUAUUGGGCAUGCUCAUCACGGGCAUCAUUCUACGCACUUCCGGCUUCUACCAGAUCUCUGGUGUCUAUACGCACAUCGUCAUCACGCUCAGGGAGAUAGCACUUAGUGUGAUCCUGAUCAAGGCAGGGCUAGGGCUGGACCCUGUGGCUUUGUACAAGCUGUCUCUGGUUGUCAUCCGACUGGCCAUCUGUCCUUGCAUCGCAGAGGCCGUUGGGGCUGCUGUUGUUUCCCACUUCAUCCUCGGCUACCCUUGGCUCUGGGGACUAUUGCUCGGGUUCCUGCUGAGCGCAGUGUCGCCCGCUGUGGUGGUUCCAGUGCUGCUCGGCUUGCAGGAGAGGGGUUACGGGGAGAGUAAGGGUAUUGCCACUCUGGUUAUCGCUGCCUCCAGCAUGGACGACGUCCUGGCUAUCUCCAUCUACGGCAUCUGUCUCAGCAUGAUCUUUUCAACAGGCAAUAGCAACUUAUCACAGCAACUUCUCCAAGGACCUCUGGAGAUGGUGAUAGGCUUGGCGAUCGGAAUCGUGUGGGGACUUCUAACUGCUGUCAUACCUCACAGGGAUGAUAAACUUGUGGUGUUGAAACGCUCUGUAAUGGUUGGCGCGGGAGGACUGUGCGCUGUGCUGGGUGCCGAACUAGUAGGUUUCCCUGGCGCAGGACCUCUUGCUUGCAUCACUGCCUCCUUCGUUGGCUGUGUCUGCUGGAAAGUGCAGGGAUGGUCUAGCCACAAUCCAGUGUCCAACGUGUUCGGGAAGGUGUGGCUGAUAUUGCAGCCAAUGCUUUUUGGAUUGAUCGGUGCUGAGAUAGACCUUAAGGAGCUGCGACUUGAGACCAUCAGCUCAGGACUGGCUGUUAUAUUCGGAGCCCUGGUUAUUCGAGUGAUUUGUUGCUGCUUUGUUUUGCUCGGAGGAAAUCUCAACAUGAAGGAAAUGUUGUUUGUCAACUUAGCUUGGCUUCCCAAAGCUACAGUGCAGGCGGCAUUGGCUCCUGAUGCAUUGGACAUGGUGCGACGAGAUGAGAACCCGACUCAGGUGGAUAUAGACCGUGGUGAGCAAAUACUGACUAUAGCCGUGCUGAGUAUCCUUGUCACCGCCCCCCUCGGCUCCAUCGGCAUCACCCUGGGGGGCCCCCGCCUGUUGUCCACGAGCGGGGCAAUCACAGAGGGUGAGGAAAAGUCCAAGGAGGCUGAUAAGGAAACUGCCACAGAGAGAGUCUAAGUGAUAUCCAAGCCCAAGCACAGGCAAACAUCUUCUUGGUUCUAACAUUCCAUUGUUCCCUCAUUGAAGAAUUUUAGAUGUUGUUCAGUUUUAUUGGAAUCUGAAGUCUUGUUGCACAAAUUUAAGUGGUUUAACCCACAACAAGUUGUUCUGUUAAUUGGCUAGAAAAAAAUACUGAGGGUUUCAACCAUGAAGGUACUUAUUGCAUUGUAGGACAGUUUAUGCACAUAUUUUAUCAACACAUUAAAAUGAGAUUACAUUUCAGAUUUCAAAACAGUGCCAUUUUAAUUAGAAAUCUUUACCUUUAAGUUUACUCAAAUGUCAAAGUAAUGUAAUACAACAUACCAUGUAAUUAUGAAGUAUUAGCAGGGAAAACUCAGGGAAUAUAUUAUAAAAGUGAUAAAAGUUAAAAAUGUAUGUUUGUCGUGGAUUAGACACAUUAUUUGGCAGAAAGUUAGUUAACGAUUAUUCUACAUGCUUGUCGGACAUCUGAUUUGAAAAAAAACUUCUGGAUUUUCAACGGGUUUGGAUAAUGUAUAAGUGAACAUUUGAAUUAUACUAUGAAUUAUUGUUGUAAAAGAAAUACACAGUUAUUCAAUAAUUUUAAAUUUAUUUUACGGGCUUAUACAACAGGAUCUUGGAUGCUGAAAGGCCUUGUGAAAUAAAUUAAAAACUAUUGGACAAUUGUGCAUUUCAUUUACAGCAAUAAUUUGUUUUCCAAUAAGAGUAGCUCCUCCUUCAAUGAAAUACUAUGAAUUGGGUUUCAAUUUAUUUUUAAUAAUGCCAGAAUCCAAUAAAAAUUACUUCCAAAAUUUACUUUCUGCAUUGUUUGAAGCUUAGAGUCUAUUUUUGAAGACUAGUAAUAAAUCAUUAUAUUCAGUGAGUUGUAGCAUAUUGUAUUGCACAACAAUUCUGUUAUCCCUAAAUGAACAUAAUCUUCUAGGAUUUCAUCUAAUUGAGUAUGUUUUGUGCGUAGUAAUGUCUAUUCAUUCUGGUAACAUCAUACUUUGAGCUAAACUUCAAAAUUCGCUUACUCAAUUCUAGUAUUUUGUUACAAAAAUAUAACUGAAAAAUAAUCUAAAGGUAAAUAAGGCUUAUAUUUAUUCCUACAAUACAAAUUAAAAAAGUAGAUGAGUUUUAACAGUGUAUGUGUGUUUAAUAAAGAGUACAAACACUUAUUCUGUAGUUAACACACAUUGGUUGUUGUGUGGUUUGUUAGUGUGAUAAAUUAGAGGGAUUAAAUUACAAUUCCUUACCGUAUAGGUCCUCGAUGAGUUACGCUCCGUAAUUUUGAAGUUAAUAAAUAUUCCCUACACCUCGAGCUUAGUUUGCCUGUGCACAACUUUUUGUAUAGAACAUAGAUUUAGGACCUUGUGAUUCCUGUAAAUAUUGUUUUUAGGUUUAUAAAAACGUUAAUGUUAGAGGAUAUUAUUUAACAGUUUUGCCUCCUGUAUUAAAAAGCUAUAGUUUUACCUUUGCCUAUUGUUUUAUAAUAAACGUAAGCUGAAACUGUGAAGAUGUUCACAGAGUUUGAGAUAAUCUUAAUUAUAGAUCAUUUUAAUUUUUGCCGUAGUAAAAGCCAAUUUCCACUCUGAAAAAGCUUUUCAAAAUUAUUCUUUUAAAGCAUCAUGCAUUUUGAUAAAAAUAGGAACUAUUAUUAGUAAACCUACAGUUUACCUCAAUAUGUCUGUUAUAAUUAUCAUUGCAAUAUAGCUUUCAUAAAGGUAAUAUUUUAAAACUAUUUUACAGGAAAGCUGGUUUAAAAUGUUUUUCAGUAUUUUUAUUCUUAUCAGAAACCAUUCCUGAGUGCCAAAAUCAUUGAAUGCCAAAUUAUUGAUAAGAACGCAGAUAAUAAAUUUUGUAAUAAAUAUUUAUGCUUAUUUUAUGCCAUUUACAUUUUAUACUCUUUAGAAAUGUUUUAUUAGGGUGGAAUGGCUUCUUGCCCUUUUUUAUUGCUGCAACUGUAUUGUAGUAUUUAAUUUAAACUAACUGAUUUUAGAAAAGAUGUUUUAAUAUUCAUUCCAUAUUUUAACUUCCAUUGCUGUUAGGUAUGAGUCUGUACUGUUAUGUUUGCUUGUUUAGUGAAGGUAGACGUGUGUUUGAUGAAAUUUAUAAUUUGUAAAGUGCAGUUUUUAAAUAGUGUUGAUUUUUACGUAGAAUUCUAUACACGUUUGGAUUAUUUGCAUACGUUUGAAUUCAAUGUAUAUUUUAUAAUUUUCUUAUUAAAAAUGUUGUGUUUAAACUGAAAUGUGUACAUUCUAAGUUUUAGUAAAUUGGUUUGUGUUUUUAUUAACAUAAAACAAAACUCAAUGGAGAAUAAAUUAAAGAAUUCUUAAGAGGUAAAUAAGAGCUGUCUGAAAUCUUGAAUAAAGAAGACUAAUAAUAAAUAAAAUGAAGUUGCUUUUUUGUCCAAACAAAUACAAGAAUUGCAUUGGUGAAGUAUUGAUGUAAUUGUUGUGUUUGAACUCCUUUUAGCAUAUAACAAGCUACAUGAUUAAAGAAAGAAUAUUCUGUAUUUUACUCCUAAUUUGGUUUUGUAUGCAACAUGUCCAACGUGAAUAAAUCGUUAUUGUACAUUUUCCGUGUAAAUACUGUACAGGGUUCAUUGUUAACUAAAUGACAUUUAAUAGAGUAAGUUAGAUCUAUAGAGUAAGUAGAACCUCUCAAGUUAUGACAAAAUAACGUAAAAUCUCUUAUAAUAGUACAUUUUCAAUACAUUUUUAAAUCCUAAUUUUUGAUAACGUUGAUAAAAUUUUAAACUAUUGUCACAAAUCAUGUAAUUAAUAUUACAGUUAUUGCUCUAGUAAUUGAGUCUUACAAAGGUGUGAAAACUUUACAACAGUUUGGUACAACGUUUACAUUUAUCAUUUAUAGUGUGUUUUUGUUUACCUUAAACUCCCAACUUCCACCUGGUUGCUAAUUAUUCAUAUAAUAUUAUUGCUCUUAUUCCUUUCUUCCAAGUUUCCUGCAAAACAUAUUAAUAUAUUUAUUAAUGAUUUAUCCGUUAUUGCAUUUAUGUUUUUAAAUAAAACUUGGCCUAUAAAUAAACUUUUAUGGUGUUGAAAUUGUAGCUAAUGCAAAAAUAGUUCCUUUAGUGUGUUUUUAUUAUUAGAAACAACUUCCUCCUUAAUAUCUUAAAGUUUAAUUGCAUACAUAUUUGGAAUACAUUAGAAUAACCAAGUUAGAACAUUUUUUUACUUUAGUAGCUGGCUGUAUGUUGUAGUAGAAUUUCAUGGAACACAAUAUGAACAGUUAGAAGAACUGAAGAAAAAGCCAACAUAUCCAAAGCUGUCUUAUACACUGUAUUUGCCUAUGAGCCAAAGCUGUUUAGAUUGUUAUAACUUUUCUUGUUUUACGCCUAAUGGUACUAUCAAUUAUUGAUUAAUAUUGUGCACAAAUCCGUAGCGAUCUUCACAACUAAAUCUAAACCGAUAACCCAUUGUACUUAAGUUUAGAUAAGAAUCGGUACUAGCUGCAAGACUUGAAAAGUACUUAUAGGGUCUAGUAUAUGAUUUUAAUUAUUUAAUUGGAAUGAUGGUUUAUUAAUCUAUUUUAUCCCUUUUCAUAAAUAGAUUGUCUAACAUGCUGAAAAUUCUUAAAUAUCUAAAUAAAACUAAAGAGUAAAUUAUUUUGUAUUGUUUUUAUUAGAUUAGUCUGUGUUUAUAAAUAGAUAGAUAUAUUUUAUUGUUGUUUAGGAGUAAGAUAUUGUUGGAUUUCAAAAACGUUAUUCUUUACUAAUGUUUAGUCUAGUUGUGGCGUUGCUUAGUUAAAGAAAUUGAAUGUUAUAAAUUAUUUAGUGUUAUUUAGUAUUAGUAGAUUAUUCCAUGUUUAUUUUUCAUUUGGAACACUGAUUGAAAAUUUGCAUUGUUUUAGUAUGGAAUGGAACUUUAUAAAUCUGCAAGUAUAACUUGUAGAUUGUUGAUUUGCAUAAUUGUUCUGUGCAUUUUAACAGUAGGAAUAGAGAAAAGAAUGUGAACAUUAUUCACAAAUAUUAACUUUGCACAAACUAUUUACUAAUAUUUAACCAUGUAUGGUUUUAAAUUUUAAUUUGAAGCGAAUUAACUUUACCAUGAUUUAUGACAAGCGUAAAUGAAGAAAAUUCAAUUAUUGUUUAUUUAUUUACUUAUAUUUUAAACAAAGCUAUCAAUUUAAUAGUUUUUAUGUGGGCUUCAUACACUUUUUAUAAAUACAAGCUCUAAAAAUGUUGAACACAUUUUAUCUUUUUAAUGCUAAGCUUUAUAUCACAGUGACAGUGCAGCUGAUUAUUAUAAUUACUUUUAGCAGUGAUUAGUAAUUUUUAGAAUAUCUUAUCAAUUACUAAAUAAAAAAUGAAUAUAGAAGUUAGUAUCUUACAAAUUAAACAAAGAGAUUUUUGAGUCAUUGAAAAUUUAAUUUAAUAUGUAUUUUAAAAUGGUUUUACGUUGUUUUUACAUUAUUGCAAAUAUGUUUUAUAGUAAGUACUUGUUGGUAAAACUUGAUAUUCAACAAUAUUUAAUAUUUCACUGAAAAAUUAUACUCUAAAAAUUUGCAUUGGUAAACAUAUACUGUAUAAUUACAUAUUUUAAUUGUAUAUUUUGUUUUGGAUUUGGGAAAAUUUUUAACCAAGUGAAUUGGCAGACUAUUAGGUUUAUAAAUUGAAUAGUAUAAUUUGUAAUACUACUAUGCAUUAUGUUUAGUAUUUUUAUAUAUUUUUAAAUUAUUAGAUGUACCUUGGCAUUCAAAAGCUUAAAAUGUAAUAACUCAAUACGUAUCCAUAUUUCUAUUGGAUGACAUUAACACUAUAUAUUGAUCAUUAUUUAUCAAACGUUAUUGAAACUCUAUAUUAUUAGAAUACAUUUCUCUUAGAUUUGUCGGGCAGUUUUCAUAUUUGUUUUUAAAGUAAAUUCUUACAAUAAUGAUGUACUUAAGAAGUACGUUCAGCAGUUUAGAGUAGACUGAUUGGCUGGGUCAUUGUUAGUUAUGUUACAGAUAAGUUAUACUGAUAGCUGUUUGUUUUUCACGUGAGGCUCCAAAGUAAAUUAAUACCAAUGUUACAGAUGUUUAGUGAUAGUUUGUUAGUAUAGAUUUGUUAGCAUAGAGUAGCGAAACAUAGUUUUUGUGUGAUAAUAAAUCACAUAUUAGAUUAGACUCUGCAUGAAAAUAUGUACUUAAUUUUUAAAGUUGGUUUUCAAUGAAAUAUUUGUAAUGUUCUGUUGCCAUUAACGUCAGUCCAGAACUUUGUAACGAGUUUAUUUCAAAUCUUUUCAAAGCUGUUAACUAAACAUUGUCAAGUUUUCCUGUACCGUACAUCCCUUGCCUUCAAAGUUGACCAUUGCAGUGAGAUAUAUUAUAAUUCAUAGGACAAGAUUUUGAAAUGGAUUUGAAUAUUUGUCAUCUUUUAAAUUUUACUAGUCAAUUGAAGGUGCAUUUAUCAAUUAUGUAAUGGAAUUUUUAUAUUCAAGCUUCAGUAGCGGUAUAGGGUGUGCAGUAACAAAGAGGUAGAAGUGUGAAUUCUAUGUGCAGUGCUAAUUUGUUUUAAAGCUCUCAAAUAGCGAUUACUGGAAAGAUUUCUUUCAAAGAGUAUCAAAUUUUAUUAUUUCAGUUCUAAGGAACACACACAGUCUAUGAAAAAAUUACUAGAAUUGCUAGUGUUUGAUUAACUAAAUGACGUUUUGACUAUUAUGAAUUAUAAUUAUACCAUAUUUGUAAUUUAUUAUUAUUAUUUAUAGUUUAGUAGUUUAUAGUAAUCAUUUUUAAGGAAAAGAAACUAUGGGCACUGGCUAAAAGUUCUGAAAAAUAUAUUUUACCACUUAAAUGAUAAAUUUUUCCGAGAUGAGAGCAGGCAAACCAAACAAAUUAAAUAUUUUAUAUUACAUAACUAAUAUUUGGUUCUUGUACUUAUUAUACUCUUAUACUAUUGUUUUAUCGCAGUGUUGGAACAAGUUAGUCCCAGUUGUCAAAUAAAAAAAGUGCAGUUGAUGUCUACUAAACAUCAAUAAAUAUUUAAUAAUUAGGAUUGAACCUUAAUUGAAUAGUUUUAUUUAUUAAAUUACCAUGUUUAUAUCAGUAGAUGUAUGUUUAAAUCAAAAGUAUUUAUUGAAAUAACAAUGAUAAGUUUCUUGGGUUUCAAUGAAAUCUUUUGUUAUUACACUAUGUACUGAUAAAGUAAUACAAAUUUAACUUUUAGUUAAGAAUAACUGUUACAGACGGAAAAAUUUUUUGUCAGUAAACAUUUACAGGACAAGAAAUUAUUUUUUUGUACCUGAAAAAAUUUUUUCACUUUCCCAAAAUGGAAAGAUAGAUAUGUGAAGAAAUUCAAUUUUUUUUAAUUAUAAACCCCACUAUGUGAUACCACAUUUCAAAGAAAAGAGAAGAAUUGUGGUGAAAAAUAAAGCCCUAUUUUGAAUUGGUUCAACAUGUUUGUUUAUUAACCUUAUCAAUCCCAAAAUUUGUGUUUAUAGACGUCUAAAAUAUUUGUGUAAAAUCCAGCUCGUAACAUAUUGAUUCUUUUAAAUUAUAAAAGAAUGGCCACAAAGAAUUGAUCUAUUUAUUAUUAAUAAAGAUGUGAACUAAACUUUAUGCUGCAUUUUCCACAAUGAUAUAAAACGUACAGUCUGUGGCUUUGCAACUAGCUAUGCUUCUCUGUGUAAAUCAGCUGUACGAAUUUUACACAUUUUAUUGUUGAGUGAGUUGCUUUGUUGUUUGACUUUAUUACUUAGAGUUGCUAGUUAUUGUUUUAUUAUUACUGAAAUAUUUAUUUCAUACCAGUGUUUUUUAUUUAACGAUUAGCUUGGCGUUUACUAGUUAUGCUGAGUAAAUUUGUAAUUUCUGUAAAGCGUACAAGUUUCUUUAAAAAAAACCAUUAUGUUCUUAACCAUUAAGUAAACCAUUAAGUUUCUUAACCCUAUAUUUUACUUAUUUAGUGAAGUCAAUUAAUGGAAUUUAGUGUGGUUGUUCACCUUUAACUCUAUUUUUCUACAAAGUGAUGUGAUAUGCUUACUCUUUUUUUAUUCUUCUCUUGAAUCCAAUGUCAAAAAAUGCGGACCCCUGUUAUAUUUGACAAAGAGGCUACACAUUCUGAAACUGCAAAAAUCCAAAUGGAGUGACACAACACAUGUAUUUGUAUUACCACUUUGUUUCAUUCAAUAACUGAAGAAGCUUAACAUGAGUAUACAUCAAUUUUUUAGAUAUACUGUACUCAAUACAUUAAAUUACCUUUCUUUAUUUUUGUACAAUAAAACAUGCAUAACGUAAGUAUUGGUUGGUAUUACUUUAGUAUAUUCAAAAUUUACAAACUAAAACAUUCAAUUUUACGGUUUACUUCCUAAUGUUUCAAGUCUAGUUUUAGUCCUAUUGGGUAUAAUAGAACUCUUGAUAAUGCCAUAAAAAACUUGAAAACGGUUUUAAUAACUAUUAGCACUGCACUUGUAAAAGAUAAAGUAAAGGAAUUUCUCUGCAUGAUUGUGAUAAUCAGUAUUACUCAUAGAAUAAUAUUACUGCUGAUGCCCAUCAUUGCUUUGCUAACUUUAAGAAAAAAAUAUAAAAAAAAACAAUAUUUAAUACAGAUAGAGAUGUAUGAUCAACUUGCAUUGGCUAUUGCAAAAAACUGGUUAACUUGGAUUAGUUCUAAGAUAGAGUAAAGCAAAGAUAUGUUUAUGUGCCAACCACAAGUACUUAUGCUCAACUUACAGCAUUUUGAUGGUGGUUGCUGUUGUGUUUCUUAUAUAUUUUAUACCUUUUGUAAAUACAACCAAAGUUGACAUUCAGAGUCAUGCUCACUAACGUUCUGAGUUUUGCUCACUAACGUUCUGUGUUACGCUCACAAACGUCCUGAGUUAUACUCACUAAUGUUAUGUGCCACGCUCACUAAAUUAGAUGAUGAGAUCAUCACUCACUUAGGCUGUGAAAGCGCUUCUUGCAGGUUUAUUUUAACGUUAAAACCGCAAUAUUCGUUUGUUACCUCGGUAUUUGAUCUUGCCAAGUAUGUUCAGUACUCUAAUUUUUACAAUUAGGAUAAUAAUUUAUAUUUAUCAUCUGUGCUUUGUUGACCAAUAUGCUUACAUCAGUUCUGUUACAAUAAUCUUGACUAUAUAAUGUUUAUGAUUUAAAUUUAGAUAUUGUAAUACAAAUUAAAUUCAUGUUGUAACACUCUAGUUUAGCUGAAGUAUGACAGAUCUAUUACUGAAUUAGGAGUAAAUGAAUUUGUUACAUGUAUAACUAUCAAAAGUUAAUCACGUAUUAGAAUUAUUGAUUCAGUUAUUUAAUAAAUCUGAUAUACUCAAUUCUUAAAUUCGACUAAAAAGAAAUCUGAAUGUACUGAACAUAGCAGAUGUAGAAACAUGGUGAGUGACUGUGUAUUUUGUGGUACAAGAGCACUGUAGACAACAAGCUUCUGUAACAUAUAUGACCUUCAACCAGCAAACUGUUAGGAUUUCAACAUGAAGUGGACUCGAUAAAACAGCUGCCUUUUGGAAAUGGAAAUGAAAAUGAAAAUCCUUUCAUAUAUGCCGUUUUUAAUUAUUUCAAAGAACCAUGAAAUUCAUUGGAAAUCUAAAAAUACUUUUGCUUGUAACUGAGUAACAAACUUAUAGAAAAAGUGAUGAUUGUUCAACUUAAAAUAUAUAUUUCCUGUUUUAGAUGAAAUGUAUAUAGUUUAAAACAGUUUUUUUGUUAAUUUUUAACACAUUUUUUAAAAUUAUUAAAAUGUUUACUUUGUGUUGGUUAACUCUAUAAAUCUUUAUAACCAUCACAAGCAGGAGGUGAGUUAGACGAGACAGCAAAGAUCAUUUUAUCUUCCAAUAUUACUACCAAUUUUGUAGAAGACUUCAUUAUUUUGAAGUUUAAAGAGUCCAUCCUGUGGAAUACAUUAGUACCAAUGCUUCAACAAAUUCAAAACAAUAAAAUUCUAAAUUCAGAAAUAAUAUUAUUUAAGGAAACACGUGAUCAGAAAUAUUAUAAAAUAUAUGUUCAUUAAAAGAUAUUUGUCAAACCAUCAAGCUUUCGUAUCUGCGUACAUUUAUCAUUGGAGAGAUACUUUAGCUAAACUGGAGUGUUUAUCAGUGAACUCACAAUUUAGUUGAUGCAAGAUUGAAAAUGCAUAAGUAAGUUUCUGUAAUUCCUUAACGAAUGAGUGUUGUAGGGGUGUGUAAUAGAUUCAAGUCGUUUGUAGAUCGUCAAGCUGUACUCCUCGAAGAGAUGUGUCGUUUUCUUCAGUUACGCAUUACGCUGUAGUGUCAAUUGAAGGUUUAAAACUUAGAAGCAAUAAUUUAUAAUAGUUUUAGGCAGCGCUACUUGAACAUGCAACCUUACUCUUCCUCUAGCUUUCCUUAAUGCUUGGUUAGGCCUAAAUAAUAACUAUCACACCUUUACUCUUUUUAUACGCAUUUUGUAAUUGAAAGAGAAUCCAAUUUCGUGAUUUCAGCAUUUAAUCAAAGUAUACAAACUAGUACAAAGUGUGCUCUUUUUAGCUUCAGUAUGAUAUUUUUGUCCCUUUAUUUUUUACAAAUUUAAUAUACGUACUUAUACAUAUUUUUAUUGUAGCUACAGAUUUUUCUUGUUUUACAAACAUCCAAAUUACUGUGAUAGUGUUUUUUUUUAUCUUGAGGAAGAGAUUUGAGUGAAAUAUGAAUCAUAAGCUUAUAAUUCAAUAAGGGUUAAUUUAUUAUUUUGGUUUAUUUUGUAGAAAAACAUUUAAGAUUUCAUCAUAUUUAAACAAUAUCAAGCAUCUUCAAUUUGAACUAAUCUAUGAACAGGUAACUAAAAAUUAUUUUAAUUCUUCUAAAUUUUUAGGAUGUUCAAAAAUAAAACAUGAUUCAAAUGAAACAAGUCAUAUCUAUUCUUCAAAGAUAUAUUUUUUAUGAUUUUUAAUAAAUUAAUCCUUUUUGUAAUAUGGAAGUUUGUAAAAAAAGAACACUGAACUAAUGCAUUUAACAUAAUCUUUUGAUAAUUCUUUACUGUAAAAGUUUAGAACUGUAAUAGAAAAAAUAGCUCUAGCAGACAGAAGUGGUUAUGUUACAAAGUGGUUUGAUUUAUUCACAUUAAUGUCUAAUAAAUCUUUAUUUCUGUGGAUUUAUAAAAUAUUUAUAAUCAAAUUAUGUAACCUUUGUAAGUCAAUUCCAGUAUACUGGAAAACAUAAUGGUACAUUUAUUGAUUUAAUUUAAAGUACUUAAUUUUCUUCCUGAAUAAAUUAAUUAUAUUUAGGGAGUUCAUUCAUGAACUCACCUAGAUUAGUACUAAUUUAAUAGUACUUGGUCUUUUCUCAUAUUUAACCUGGUCAUCAUAUUGGGUACUUAUAAAUCCUCAUAAAUAAAGUAAUAGACUUAUUAUUGUGUUUAAUUCAAAACUGGUGGUACUACAGAAAUCAUGGAUUAAAGCGACUAAUUAGAGUUUUGUAAAAAAUUAGAUGCAUUAAAAAUGUAUUUUUAAGCUUCCAACAAUAAUGUCUAUCACAACAAAGGGCUUUUGCCUAAAGUGUGAAAAUACAUUUUUAUUAAUUCUUGGAUGCAUGAAAAAAGUAUAAAACUAUUUUAAGGUAUUGGAUCUCUUUACAAUCACAUUUAUAGAAAUUUCUAUAGAUACCAAUAGGUUACUUUUAAUAGUUUGACCAUUUAUUUAUCUUAGCUAUUGGUAAAAAGAGAAUCAUAUUUUGUGAAAUUAUUUUUUAAUGUUUAGUGAUUCCCCUCCACAGUCGUCAUAUUUUUUCUAUGAUCUUGCGAUGUGACCAACUGUAUAUUUUUGACCACUGUACUUGUAUUUCUGUGAUCUGUGUACUGUAGUUGUAAAGACACAUCUCUUACAUUUGUUGUAUUCUCUGUACAAACUGUAUUGUGUCUUUCAUUUAACAUGAAUACAUCUCAAAACUGCCA
This is a messenger RNA of Homalodisca vitripennis (glassy-winged sharpshooter), 12676 nucleotides long. RefSeq names its product sodium/hydrogen exchanger 9B2-like. Lineage: Eukaryota; Metazoa; Arthropoda; Insecta; Hemiptera; Cicadellidae. Gene Ontology annotation, molecular function: antiporter activity. Gene Ontology annotation, biological process: proton transmembrane transport. Bases 140 to 1831 code for a protein of 563 amino acids. The transcript is spliced from 10 exons. Gene Ontology annotation, cellular component: membrane. The record is from RefSeq and is a predicted model, not a curated record.